Molecule: messenger RNA, 723 nt
Organism: Pistacia vera
Lineage: Eukaryota; Viridiplantae; Streptophyta; Magnoliopsida; Sapindales; Anacardiaceae
Exons: 2
Coding region: 1-723 (240 amino acids)
Source: RefSeq, a predicted model, not a curated record
AUGGCAUCUCAAUCAGCCUCCUUUUCACCUCCUGUCUUCAAUGGUGAGCAAUACCAUAUUUGGGUUGUAAGGAUGAAGGCCUAUCUAAGAGGGCAGGGGCUCUGGCAAUACGUUGAAGAAGAGAAACAACCUAUUCAGUUGGGUCCAAAUCCCACUCUGAAUCAAAUGAGGUUGUAUGAAGAAGAAAUGUUAAAGGCUCCAAGGGCUUUAUCUCACAUUCAUUCGGCUGUUACAGACCUUGUGUUUACAAGGAUAAUGGCAUGUGAAACAGCAAAAGAAGCAUGUGAUAAGCUGAGAGAGGAGUUUAUGGGAAGUGAUACAAUGAGAAAUAUGCAAGUGAUGAACCUGAGGAGGGAAUUUGAGAUGUUGAGAAUGCAGGAAGUUGAGAAAGUAAAAGAAUAUGUGGAUAGACUGAUGAGUGUGGUUAAUAAGGUCAAGUUACUUGGAGUGGAAAUGAGUGACAAAAUGAUUGUUGAGAAGGUGCUAGUGAGCUUGCCUGAGAGGUUUGAAUCAAAGAUUUCCUCUCUAAAGGAUUCCAAGGACCUAUCACAAAUCACUCUUAUUGAGUUGGUCCAUGCAUUGCAAGCUCAAGAACAAAGAAGAUUAAUGAGGCAGGAGGAUGCUAAUGAAGGUGCUAUGAUGGCAACUCAAAGAGGAAAGAUUAUGCAGGGGAAUAAUAGAAGAAUCAAUAUUAGCUUUAAAGGUUCAAAAACUGCAAUUUAG